Molecule: messenger RNA, 1268 nt
Organism: Mollisia scopiformis
Lineage: Eukaryota; Fungi; Ascomycota; Leotiomycetes; Helotiales; Mollisiaceae
Product: acetate kinase
Exons: 2
Coding region: 18-1268 (416 amino acids)
Biological process (GO): phosphorylation; acetate metabolic process
Molecular function (GO): acetate kinase activity
Source: RefSeq, a predicted model, not a curated record
AGUGAAGACGAAUCCCCAUGGCAAAAAUAAUCCUGUCCGUCAAUGCUGGCUCCAGCUCCGUCAAGAUCUCGGUGUAUAGCGCCGAGCAAGGCCAAGAACCAAAAGAGCUCGCAGAAACACAAAUCGACGGCCUGACAGCUCCACCACCUCAACUAAAAUACACCAGAGGCGAACGGACAGUCUGCAAAGAUAAGAAACUAGAAGAGAAGAUCUCAAGUCAAAAUGACGCUUUCAAAUACAUGCUCGACCAACUCAUUGGAGACAAGGACUUCCCGGCCAUCAGCAAGAAGGAAGACAUAGCAAUUGUCUGCCAUCGAGUGGUCCACGGGGGAGACUACGAAACUCCGCAGAUCAUUAACGAAGAUACAUACCACCAUCUUGAGGCUCUGACCGACUUGGCUCCCUUGCACAACGCGUCCGCGCUCGAGAUUGUGAAGUUCUUGAUCAAGGAGAUGCCGGAUACGAGGAACGUGGCUGUUUUUGAUAGCGAGUUUCACCAGACGAUUCCGGAGCAUAUUAGGACGUAUCCGAUAGACCAGGAGAUUGCAAAGAAGAAUAAACUGAGAAAGUACGGAUUUCAUGGAAUCAGUUACUCGUUUAUUACCCGGAGUGUAGCUCAGUAUCUAGGGAAGAAGGAGAGUGAGACGAGUUUGAUUGUGUUGCAUCUUGGUUCUGGAGCUAGUGCUUGUGCAAUAAAAAACGGGAAAAGUUGGGAUACUUCGAUGGGGCUGACACCUUUGGCUGGUCUGCCAGGUGCGACCAGAAGUGGAAGUGUGGAUCCCAGUCUUGUCUUCCACUAUGCUACCAAUGUUGGAAAGCUGUCUCCCAGCUCUACUGAAUCACUCCACAUCUCGCGAGCCGAAGAAAUAUUGAACAAGGAAGCAGGAUGGAAAUCACUAACGGGCACAACAAACUUUGGUGUAAUCGCUUCAUCCGACGAGCCCAAAAUGAAGCUGGCCUUUGAUAUUUUCCUGGACAGAAUUCUGGGUUAUAUUGGAAGCUAUUACGUUACAUUGAAUGGCAAAGUCGACGCAUUAGUCUUCGCUGGUGGAAUUGGUGAGAAGAGCGAUUUGCUCAGGAGAAGAGUCGCAGAAGAAACGGCAUGUCUUGGGUUCGAGGUCGACGACGAGUUGAACAAAAAGCAAAUCAAAGACGUGGUGCAGAGCGUGGGCAAAAAAGGGGCAAAGCAUGGAUUGCUUGUGUGCCAGACAAAUGAGCAGUUUGAGAUGGCGAGAUAUUGUGCAAUAGAUGAGAAACUCUUCGGUUGA